UACCGGUCGGACAUCAUUACAAUCGGCUUUCUGUUUGAUAUUUUCCACCGUGAGUUACCGUUAAAUAUUUCUCCGCUCGGUUGUUGUCGUGUUAGUUUAAAGUUUCCCGCUGAAUCCAAACGUUACCGGACACUCAGCGGCGGAUUAAACGGACAAAAUAAACCCGGUGUGAACGGUUUGAACCCGGAGCGGCGGAGUGAGUGAACCGCUACAUGCUACGUGUACAGUAACAACCUGAGCUAACAGACAGACACACAGACAGGCAGGGAGACAGACAGACAGACUGAUAUGGAGUCGGGACAGAGCGGGUAGAAAACACGGAUUAUUAACCGUAUCAAUGUUCACAGUCGGUGCCGGUGAAGUGGCGGGAGGCUGUGUGAGCAGUUAGCACAGUUAGCUCAGUUAGCAUGGAGGACAGAAACAACACGGACUGAUUCCUGUUUCUGACAAAGUUUAAGUUUCUGUCGUCUGUUUGUGAAUUAAAGUGAAGUCAUAAACAUGAUGUACUCGUCGAGGAGAAAACCUGUGCUCUACUUCAAAGAGGAGAGAAGAAGUGAGAUGUGUAAAGUUCCUCAUCAGCAGGAGAAGUUCCUGUCUGCUAAGUGUACGGUCUACAAGCUGUUCGGCCUCUGUAUGGUGCUGCUGCUCGUCUCUCUCUUCUGGCUGCAGCUCAGCUGUUCAGGUGGCAUGCAUGAAGACGGGCGCCUCACCAAUCAGCCGCCGUGCCUCAGGGCCGACAGUCCGACAUCUACAGUGGACGACCCCUCCUGGGGUCCUCACAAACUGGCCCUCAUCGUCCCCUUCAGGGAACGCUUCGAUGAGCUGCUGGUGUUUGUUCCCUUCAUGCACACGUUCCUCAACAAGAAGAAGAUCCGACACAAGAUCGUCGUCAUCAACCAGGUGGAUCACUACAGGUUUAACCGAGCGUCUCUGAUCAACGUGGGUUACCUGGAGAGCGGUAACGACACGGACUACCUGGCGAUGCACGACGUGGACCUGCUGCCUCUGAACGACGCUCUGGACUACGGUUUCCCCGAGGAGGGACCGUUCCACGUGGCCUCACCUGAGCUGCACCCGCUGUACCACUACAAGACCUACGUGGGAGGAAUCCUGCUGCUCACCAAGAAACAUUAUCACCUGUGUAACGGGAUGUCAAACAGGUUCUGGGGUUGGGGCAGAGAGGACGACGAGUUCUACAGACGCCUGAGAAAAGCUGAGUUACAGCUGUUCAGACCGAGUGGAAUCACCACAGGAUAUAAAACCUUCCUCCACAUCCACGACUCGGCCUGGAGGAAGAGAGACCAGAAGAGAGUCGCCUCUCAGAAACAGGAGCAGUUUAAGGUGGACCCAGAUGGGGGGCUCACUAACCUCCGAUACCAGGUGGAGUCCAGACAGGAGCUGACCAUCAGCGGCGCUCCCUGCACCGUCAUCAACACCAAACUGGAGUGUGACCAGGACCAGACGCCCUGGUGUGUCCUGGCGUAGAGGACGCACGCAGGACGAGUGUCCAAGUCCCGACUGUUUCACCUGGAGGCUUUAAUGCUUUUUAUCUUGCGGUGCUACACAGAUCCUUUACGCUACGCGCUGGUCGUGGUUCUACUUUCUUUCGGACGCCGCAGCAGCAGCACUGAUGGAUCUGCAGCUGGAGCAGUGAAACCAAACGAGGCUGCACUGAGCGACGGCACAAACACACGUGAUUAAUUCAAUCUUGCGCUGACACAACCUGGAGUUUAACAUCUGUGAGGAUCAAACCAACAACAUCAGGAACAUCUGGAGAAUAAAACCAGUGAAACGUUUUCGGUGUGUUAAAACCUCCUGAUGACGGUUUCAGUCACAGAACUUUAUCGACACAAACAGGAAGCUGGUGACUGUUUGACUUCAGAGGAUGGAGACGGACUGUUACACCAAACUGAACACGGCCCAACCUGAGCUGGUUCAUUAGAUUAUUUCGGGGGGGUUGGUACCUGCUGGCGUGGAGUGAACGCAAACUUUAAAGUCUAUUUUGUUUUACUGGGAUCGUGCAAACGGAGCAGAGGUGGUACAGAGACGCUUCACCAGAGAUCAUCUGCCAAACAAGCAUCAUACUGUAACCUCAGACGCUUUAUUUUAGCUUUUUAUCAUGUGGGAGAAAUUUUAUUCUUCACAAACAAAAGUAUUUUACAAAGCUUGACGACUAACGUCACAAGUGUUUCAUGGUAUUUUAUUUUGCUGCUGUUGAAAUGAAGAGAGGGAGGUGUUAACGCUGACCCUCUUAUCGAACACAGAAACAGGAAAUGUGUGAAUUUAAUUUUUUUAAUCACCACAGGAAAAAAACUGAAGUUUAUUUUCAGAUCUGUUUCUCAUAAUCACCAGAAAACUGUGACGAGUUUCUAAUUAUGAGAAAACGUUCCCAGAUGAAUUUUCUGUGCUGAAUGUGUUUGUGUUCUCUACAAAGUAAACUGAGCCAAACUGAGCCGAACCAGGCUGAACUGAACUGUAGCAGAUCAUGACCUCAGCAUUUCAUGAUCGGAAACAGAAAUUAAUUUUCUAAUCCAGCAUCAGUGGGACAGAUUUGUUUCAGCUUGGGAAGGAACCAAAGUGUCCUGCAGACCAUCCAGUCACACGUAGAGCCACAGUCUGCAGAUGAACAGCUAAAACUAAUCAUUAUCAGUUAAUUAAUCUGAUUAUUAUCUUGGUUUAUUGAUCAAUGAUUUGGUCUGUAAAAGUCAGAAAAGUGAAUAAAGUUCCAGCGACCGAGGUGUAUAUAAAACUGAUGAAAACAGUCUCAGCUGGAGCUUUUGAUCACAUCACAUGACCUGUUGACUUGUCGUUACACAACUUGCGGUCCAAACUUUUAAACCAACAUGAGCGAAUAAAGUCCCGUAAGAAAAAAAGGAAAUCUGAGCGUUUACAAUUUGGAAGUGAGCAAACUCAUCUGCUGACGAUCAUGUGAUCAAAAGUUAAAGGUGACUGAAUCUUCUGGCCUUGUGACAUGAAAUAGCUACUCAGUUAAAAUAAAAAUCAACCAGUCAGCACCACGACGGGACCAACGCCGUUGUCUUGCUGUUGUCAGGCAGGAAGCCAGAACCAAUGAGGAGUAAUAACAAAAAUGCUGAGUGCAAUAAACAAGACAGAUGUUUCUAUAGAGGCCACUCUAAAUCAACAUAUUCUCUUAAUGUAGUUUGUUCUGACUUCGCUCUGCUUCACUCUCAAAAUAUCGACGAAAACAGGUAUGUUGCCACGACUACACAUUAGCGUGGAGUUAAAUGACAGUAGAUUCAGGCGGAUACGUUGCUCUCUAGUUAAUAGUUUGGAGGAAAUUGAAUCUCUGUCCCCCGAAGAAACUGGUUUUAAUGGAGGCAACGUGCCAACAACAUGCCAUGUCUUUAACCUCCUGGAGCGUGUGACUGUUAUAGUGACUUUAAAAAACGUCUUUUCAAAGUCGUGUGUUCAGUCGACAUCAGACAAUCACUGAAACUGGAAGUGGAGAAUUUACAGCGCUUUAGUUCUCGAUAAACUUUCUGUGUCGACCAAAUGUAAUCUGAUUUAAUCUCUAGCUGGUUCUUUGGUUCCUUCUCAGUCGAGAUGUUUUGUCCUAAAACUGUUGAAAAAUAUAUUUUAAUAUUCACUCAUUACUCAUUUUAUAUCUAUUUUUUCUUCUUCAAAUUUCAUCAGUCGUUUAUUCCACGAGCAGUAAAGAGAGAAACUGAACUGAUGCUGUUUACCUCCUGAUUGUUUCCUACUGUUACUGUGAGAGUGUUGAUUCAUAACACAAGCAUGAUGACGACCAUGAUGAUGAUGAUGAUGGCGAUGGCGUUACCUGUUGUCCUAAAGUUUCAUUGGUUGCCCCGCUGAGAGAAACCAGGUGGGAGUGUAUUUAUUUUUGGAUGAAUCUUCUUUUAAUGUAUUUUUGAUUAUUUUUCAAAUGUUUGUUCAACUCAUUGUUUUUUUUUUAGUUUUUAUAAACAAAGACGAGUCGUCACAACAGGCCGCCGCUAGAGUUUAAAUGACACAAAACAAAACCGAUGAGAAUUAUAAUUUAACUCUGUCUUCACUUUACAAACAGCAGAAUUUAGUCGUUGUCAGGAAGGAAGCUGUUCGUUAGUCACUCACUCUACAGCAGGAAACAGCACUUCAAAAUAAAAGCUCUGUGCCGGAAAUUCACUGAACUUCAAAAUUUAGUGCGUUUUUUUACAAACUUGACACUUGCGGUUUAAUCAGAGUGGACCUGUGACCCACCAGCCGGGAAACACUGUACCAAACUGUAAUCAUUUAGAUUAAUUUGAGUUUGAACUCAUAAAAUUACCUUAAAAGUUUCCAUCAACGUUUAGAAAAUGUCUUUAAACGGUUAUUUCAAAAUAAGACGUCAGUUAUUAUCAGCUCGUUUACAGGAAGAUGCACAAUGUGGAGUUAAAGUCUCAACAAACAAACCAACACAUUUCCACAAAUCUAACUUUUUCUCUGGGUUACAUCUCCGGAUGGUGUCGUUAGAUCUUAACGAUCCUACAGCUCUUACUGAUACAGCUUAUUGAUGUGGUACUUUAACGGCUCUCUUACCAGUUCUUUUUGGGUUUUUUAAAAGAACUUAUUACUUAAUUUUCCUACAGUUGUUGCUGGAGCUCUUUUCCUUCUCCGUGCACUUUGGAUGUCCGUCUGCAACUAACAACCAGUCUGUCUGUUAUUUUCUUCAUUAAUCGUUAAAUGUCAGAAAAUGGUGAAAAAUGUUAAUCAGUGUUUCCCAAAGCCCAAGAUCACUUCAGAAAUGUCUUGUUUUGUCCAUAACCCAAAGAUAUUCAGUUUACUGUCACAGAGGAGCAACAAAAGCAGAAAAUAUUCAUAUUUAAGGAGCUGAAAUCAGAAAAGUUUGACUUUGAAAAUCACUCAAAACGAUUAUUUAAUUAGUUUGUGAUUGAUUUAAUACUUUGAAACAAACCAAUCAAUCGCUGCAGCUCUGCUUAAAGGUAAAGUUUUGCCUGAAACCUCUCAUUGCUUCUUUUAGGCGUAACCAUCACCAGAAAUGUUAGCUGUGUUUGUUUGGUGGGAAGCUGGUGAGGGAUCUCGUGUUUGUUUUACAGCUGGAACUGGUUUAAUCUAAUUUAUCAGUAUUUGUACUGUAAAGACACAGAAUUUGGUUAAGAAAGAAUGUGUCCAUAUAAAUAUCUCGGCUGUGUCUAAUUCCUGGAUCUGUUUCAGUCUGGUCUGAUGUUCUCUGGUUCUCUGCUUUUGUUAUGUGCCGGUCGGCCUCCAGAGGGCGCUCUGAGGUUUUACAGGCCUGUGAUGUCACUGAUUUUAUUUUCCAGAGAUGACGGUACCAUGUAUUUGUACGAUAUUCAGUAUUUAUAUAAAUCUG
Messenger RNA from Epinephelus fuscoguttatus (brown-marbled grouper), 5329 nucleotides. RefSeq names its product xylosylprotein beta 1,4-galactosyltransferase, polypeptide 7 (galactosyltransferase I) (gene b4galt7). The transcript has 7 exons. Gene Ontology annotation, molecular function: xylosylprotein 4-beta-galactosyltransferase activity. Lineage: Eukaryota; Metazoa; Chordata; Actinopteri; Perciformes; Serranidae. The record is from RefSeq and is a predicted model, not a curated record. Bases 499 to 1485 code for a protein of 328 amino acids. Gene Ontology annotation, biological process: proteoglycan biosynthetic process; carbohydrate metabolic process.